GUCACUAUGACAGUUGUUUUUAAAUGUCAUUAAUAUAUUAAUUUAGAAUUAUUUAAAUAUUAUUUUUGAAUUAAAAAGCUCGAAAUCUAUUUAGAUAAAAUGGAUAACGUUGGAGCCGAAGUAGGACAAAAAAUGAGGUCGGCCAUCAAGGCCAAACUACUAGAAUUAAACUGCUACGUCGAUGAUGAACUUCCUGAUUAUAUAAUGGUUAUGGUGGCGAAUAGAAGAUCUAAAUCUCAGAUGAAUGAAGAUUUGAAUCUAUUUUUGAAUACGAAAACAUCUGCAUUUGUGGAAUGGUUACACAUCGUUCUUAAAAAACUGAAAGAAGUCACAGUUACCAACCCAGAAGUUUAUAAAAAAGUGGCCAAAAGGAAAUCGAGUGAACAAAUAGAUGUUAAGGUUAAAAAAGAGAAGUUGAAAAGAAUUGAAAACGUGAAAAAAGAGAGUCAAAAUGAUCCUUUAAAAAAUUCUACGAGUAUUGAUAAGAAUAAUGCAGGGGAAUUUGAUAUACCUCUUCUAACAGAUAUAAAUUCAUCUAGUGAGAAUGAUUUAAAAGAAAUUGAAGCUAAAAUAAGAAAUGUUAAGAGCCGAUUAGGAAUAGUAGUAGACGGUGAUGUAAACGAAGAGAUUUUAAGAAUUAAAAUUGAAGAAGCUAAAAACAAUACUAUACAGCAAGUUGAACGAUAUAGUAGUCCAAAUGAAAGAGAAGUAGUGUUAAAUGAAGAAGAACAAGAUGAAAUUAGUUAUACCCCAGAAAAACCCCAUAGACAUUCACCAAUUAGGUUCGAAAAGGAAGAUUUCGUCAAAACUCCACCUAGAAAACCCUCAAUACUCUCUAGAUUGGGAAAAAGAGUUGCAAUCAGCAGCGAAUCAGAACAGAAAAAGAAGAAAACGAAUUUUUCUGAUACAACAAAGGAAGAAUCAAAUUUCGAAAGGAACAGUGAUAAGCAGAGGUAUAAAAGGGACGAAGAUAAGAAGAGAUCGAGUGAAAGAAAGUUUUCAAGAAACAGGAAGGAAUUGGAUGUUAGAGAAAGGGGGGAAAAGGUGAGUGUUUUAAGUAGACUUGGGGUGAUGUCGAAAAUACAUGUGCCGGAAAAACCUCUUGAGGAUCCUGAUAUUGAAGACGAAUUAAAAACUAGGGAAGUGAGAAGUAUGGUUCAAGUUAAACCAAGAGUUUUACCCCCAAUUACCAUCCAACCCAAUAAAAAUCUUCUACUGAAAGCUGUAGCUGAAGCUAAUAAGAGUGUUACUGAAGCCAAUUCCAAAGUUGCUUUGAAGUCGUCUAAAAUCGAUGAUGAAAACGUUUCGUCCACGAGAAAAUUGUCGCACAAAGAGAAAGUUAAAUUGAGGAAUCUCAUUCUAGCGCAAGUGUCUUUGGAAGAUAGUGAUGAUGGUGUAGACGGUGAUAAAUAUAUGGAAUAUGUACCUAAACCCAUUAAAAAAAUUGAUGCCAAAGGAUUGCCUGAAUAUGUCCCGUCAACCAGGACUUCGGUUGAUGAUAGAUCGGUCGAAGCGGCACCGGCGAAAAUUAGAAAAUCAGCCAAAGAACGAUUAGAAAGAAGAAAAUCUCCGUCUCCCAUUAUUUUCGAUAAAAUAUCUACCGUGGUGAAGACUAAAUCGGACGUACCGGAGACGCCGCUACCGAUCCACCCGCCGUCCAGCGUGAAAAUCCAAGAGAGGUGCAAAUAUUGGCCGGGUUGCAGACAGGGCGACAAAUGUGAGUUCGUUCAUCCGGUAACGGUUUGCGAAUCGUUUCCGAAUUGCGAAAACGGUGAUAAUUGUUCGAAAAUUCAUCCGAAUUGCAAGUUCGGUUCGGGUUGCACGAAACGCGAUUGUCCCUAUACCCAUUCGGUCGGUUCCGUUUCGGCGGUAACGCCGCCGCAUAUUUGCAAAUAUUUUCCUAAAUGCGCGAACGUCGCUUGUCCCUAUUUCCAUCCGAAAUUCUGCAAGUUCGGUAAAUAUUGUAAAAAUAAAAACGAUUGCGCCUUCUCCCAUUCGAAGAAUACCCUCAUACAUACGUGGAAAUCGAAAUGAUUCCGUUUCUUUUUUUUUUUUGUCGUCAAUUUCAUCGUCUCCGAUGGACGGAACUUGUCGUUUAUCCCUCGUAUUACUUUCUUCCUCUUUUUUUUCUUUUUCAUAAUUCGAUCGAUUCGUCGGUGGUCGGCGUAUUUUAAAAGGUGAAAUUUUGGUUUUUGACGUAUCGUUUCAAUUUUUGGCGUUGGACACAUUUUUUUUUUCUAGAUUUCUCGGCCGUUCUCAAUAUUUUCAAUUUUUAACGCUUUUCGCUGAUUUUGAAUCUGUUUUUAUUAUUUUUUUUAAAUAUCACUUCGAUUUAUGAUGUUCCGAGCCUUUUUUACCGAUUUUUUUGACAUUUCACGUAUAUUUUUGACGUUUGACGGUUAUUUUUUGCAUUUGACGUUUGACAUAUUUUUUUGACGUUUGACGUACUUGUUAGACGUUUGACAUCAAUUUUUGACGUUUGACACUCAUUUUUAACGUUUACCUUUUGACGUUUGACACUAAAUUUUUACGUUUGACACAUAGUUUUGAAGACGGUUACCAUUUUUUGAUGUGUGACAUCAAUUUUUGACAUUUGACACCAAUUUUUUGACGUUUGACUUUUAUUUUUUGUGUUUGACACUAAUUUUUGUCGUUUGACAUAUAGUUUUGAAGACGGUUACCAAUUUGUGAUGUAUGACAUCAAUUUUUGACGUUUGACACUAAAUUUUUACGUUUGACACAUAGUUUUGAAGACGGUUACCAUUUUUUGAUGUGUGACAAUAAUUUUUGACAUUUGACAUUUAUUUUUUGACGUUUGACUUUUAUUUUUUGUGUUUGACACUAAUUUUUGUCGUUUGACAUAUAGUUUUGAAGACGGUUACCAAUUUGUGAUGUAUGACAUCAAUUUUUGACGUUUGACACUAAAUUUUUACGUUUGACACAUAGUUUUGAAGACGGUUACCAUUUUUUGAUGUGUGACAAUAAUUUUUGACAUUUGACAUUUAUUUUUUGACGUUUGACUUUUAUUUUUUGUGUUUGACACUAAUUUUUGUCGUUUGACAUAUAGUUUUGAAGACGGUUACCAAUUUGUGAUGUAUGACAUCAAUUUUUGACGUUUGACACUAAAUUUUUACGUUUGACACAUAGUUUUGAAGACGGUUACCAUUUUUUGAUGUGUGACAAUAAUUUUUGACAUUUGACAUUUAUUUUUUGACGUUUGACUUUUAUUUUUUGUGUUUGACACUAAUUUUUGUCGUUUGACAUAUAGUUUUGAAGACGGUUACC
Diorhabda sublineata is the source of this 3285-nucleotide messenger RNA. RefSeq names its product zinc finger CCCH domain-containing protein 14 (gene Nab2). Gene Ontology annotation, cellular component: nucleus; cytoplasm. NCBI's taxonomy places the organism in Eukaryota, Metazoa, Arthropoda, Insecta, Coleoptera, Chrysomelidae. Bases 100 to 2034 code for a protein of 644 amino acids. Gene Ontology annotation, biological process: regulation of mRNA stability. The record is from RefSeq and is a predicted model, not a curated record. Gene Ontology annotation, molecular function: metal ion binding; poly(A) binding. The transcript has 9 exons.